Aspergillus nomiae NRRL 13137 is the source of this 942-nucleotide messenger RNA. RefSeq lists its product as uncharacterized. The annotation marks the transcript as partial. The record is from RefSeq and is a predicted model, not a curated record. NCBI's taxonomy places the organism in Eukaryota, Fungi, Ascomycota, Eurotiomycetes, Eurotiales, Aspergillaceae. The transcript is spliced from 3 exons.
AUGGGUUCUGACAUUCAGAUCACAGCCAUGAGGCUGUUUGCCUCCCGGGCCGGCCGUUCCUCGGUGAUCGUUAUCUUCAUGAUGUUCUUUCUCGCCAGCCUACUAAAGCUUCCCAAUGGCACUUUGCGAGAUAUCUCCUUACCUAAGAUUCCCUCUUCUUUCCCGUCUUCUCUAAGCUGGCCAGCAAGUGAUGUUGACUGGUCACGCUAUGCCUACGUACAAUAUGUGACGAACACCGACUAUCUCUGUAACUCAAUCAUGAUUUUCGAGGCCCUGUCGCGCAUGAACAGCAAAGCGGACCGACUGAUGAUGUUUCCAUCCAACUUCAAACUGGACAACGAUACUACGGAAGGCAAACUACUCCUCAAGGCGCGGGACCAGUAUGACGUACAGCUCAUACCCAUCACCGUCCAGAGUCGGCAUACUGACGAAGAGCCCCCUCCGCAGCCCAUGGAUGAGCUAUUUCUUCUGCCCCCAUGUCCCGUUGCCAUGCCGCGUGCUUAUUGGGGCAACUUCGACGACCGCGUAUUAGGCUCUUAUAUAAUGUUGGUCCAGCCGUCCGAGUUCGACUUCAACCGGGUCAUGAAUGCGAUGGACACAGCGAGCGGCUCCGAGUACGAUAUGGAAAUCCUCAAUCAUCUAUACCGCGACAGCGCCCUUGUACUGCCCCACCGACCAUACGGCCUGUUGACAGGGGAGUUCCGCUCGAAUCACCAUUCUGCAUACCUGGGCAACGAUAUCGAAGUGUGGGAUCCCGAGCAGGUCUUUAUGGAGGCAAAGUUCCUUCAUUUUUCAGACUGGCCUCCCUGGAUCCGCACCCCAGAAUCCAUAAUACAAGAAAACCAACCUGUUUGUCACAAAGAUCCGGCUUCAGGCGCUGAAGACUGUCGUUCCCGCGACCUAUGGUUGGGGUUCUACAGCGAUUUUGCACAGAGGCGAGAG